Molecule: messenger RNA, 2768 nt
Organism: Andrographis paniculata
Lineage: Eukaryota; Viridiplantae; Streptophyta; Magnoliopsida; Lamiales; Acanthaceae
Product: phosphate transporter PHO1 homolog 9-like
Exons: 13
Coding region: 16-2481 (821 amino acids)
Biological process (GO): phosphate ion transport; cellular response to phosphate starvation
Cellular component (GO): plasma membrane; Golgi apparatus; cytoplasm
Molecular function (GO): inositol hexakisphosphate binding
Source: RefSeq, a predicted model, not a curated record
GAUGCUCUCAUCCUAAUGUGGCAGCAAUGUCACAUUAUAAAUACCACUGGAUAUCCUGAAACCAUCCACAACCAAGAUACAAAAAAUAGAGAGAGAGAGAGAGAGAGAGCAAAGAUGAAGUUUGGGAAGGAAUUAGCUUCCCAGAUGGUGCAAGAAUGGCAGGGAGCAUACCUGGAUUACAACACUCUCAAGAGGCUGCUGAAAGAUCUGCUGAUAUACAGGAAGCAGAAAGGAAUCUCCACCUACUCCGGUCAUUCGGGCCGGGUACGCUCCCUCAAGAGGAAGCAAAGCUUGUACAGGGCGUUCAGCGGGCUGACAGGCCGCUACCGGGGAGGAUCACCGAAGAUUAAGGAUGACGACAAUGAAGAACAACCAAUACUAGUGAAUGCAGUGAAGGAGGAAGAGGAGGAAGGAACAGAGAGUUAUUACCAGACCAUGUUCUUGAGACUGAACGAGAAAGGCGGGGAGCAGGAGCUCGUCUUCUUUAGGAGACUUGAUGAAGAAUUCAAUAAAGUGCUCAAAUUCUACCGCGAGAAAGUUCAGGCGGUGAAAACUGAGGCAGAGGGACUGAGCAAGCAGAUGGAUGCACUCAUUGCUUUGAGGAUUACAGUGGAUAAGCCUUGCGUAUCCUUGCUGCAGCACUUUGGACCUGAGGUUAUGGCGGCUGCACCUAGUCCUCGAAACUCUUCGCCUGCAAGCAUUACAGCAUCAGUGAAUGAUGAAAAUCAAGGAGUUCAAAGAAUGGAGGUGAUUCAAGAAGUUGAGAUGAUCAGUGAAGACAUAGAUGAAAUCUCCGAAGCUGAGAAGGAGGAGAAGAAGGAUAAGAUGGUCAGAUUCAGGCCAGCACCUCUGGAAAUUUUGAGUGCUGUAAGGAUCAAUAUUGAUCCAGAAACACCGGUUUCGACUCUAAGGAAUGUUUUAGGGAGUUCCAAAUCCGAGCUUUCGUUCAGCAAGGAAGAGCUGAGGAAAGCAGAGGAAAGAUUAGGGAAGGCGUUCGUUGGAUUCUACCAACAGCUUCGACUUCUGAAGAGCUACUGCUUCCUGAACAUGCUAGCAGUCUCCAAGAUAAUGAAGAAAUACGACAAGAUCACUUCAAGGGGUGCUUCAAAAUCCUACUUACAGAUGGUGGACAAAUCAGAUCUUGGGACUUCUGAUGAGGUCAACAAGCUUAUAGAAAGAACAGAAGCCACAUUCAUUAAGCACUUUGCAAAUGGAAACCGUAGAAAAGGAAUGAAAACUUUGAGGCCGGAACACAGGCAACAAAAGCACAGAAAUACGUUUUUCCUAGGUCUGUAUACUGGCUGCUCAAUAGCGCUGAUGGCUGCAAUAACUGUUGUUGCUCGCCUCCGGAACCUUCAUCAUCAUGAAGGCAGGGAUCAGUACAUGGAGAACGUCUUCCCACUCUACAGCCUGUUUGCGUAUAUUGUCUUCCACAUGUUCAUGUAUGGUUCAAACACGUACCUGUGGAGGCGAUACCGGGUGAAUUAUCCAUUUAUUUUUGGAUUCAGACCAGGAACUGAAUUAGGCUUUAGAGAAGUCUUACUUAUAGCAAGCGGCCUCUCGGUCCUUGCAUUAUCUGCUGUGCUUUCAAACCUGGACAUGGAGAUGGACGAAAGGACAGGAAAUUUCAAAGUAUUUAAGGAAUUGAUUCCCCUAAUCUUAGUCAUUGCAGUGCUUCUCAUAACCUUUUGUCCUUUCAACAUCGUUUACCGCUCAAGUCGCUUCUUUCUCCUUCGAUGUGCAUGGCACUGUUUUUGUGCUCCACUUUACAAGGUAACCUUGCCUGAUUUCUUCCUGGCAGACCAGUUAACAAGCCAGGUUCAGGCUUUCAGAAGUUUGCAAUUUUAUGUCUGCUACUAUGGAUGGGGAGACUUCAAGAGGAGAACGAACAAGUGCGCUUCUAUGUCUUCCUAUGAAGCUCUACUCUUUGUCGUUGCCAUCAUUCCAUUUUGGGCGCGUUUUCUUCAGUGCCUUCGUCGGUUAUUUGAGGAGAAAGAUUCAAUGCAAGGCUAUAAUGCUCUGAAGUACUUCUCUACUAUUGUGGCACUUGUGAUGAGGACAUUGUAUGAUCUUAAAAGAAUAACAUUUUGGAGAAUCAUGGCUGCAUCAACCUCAGGGAUUACCACGAUAUACAGUACAUACUGGGACAUUGUCAUUGACUGGGGUCUCCUGCAAAAGAAAUCAAAGAAUCCAUGGCUGAGAGAUAAGCUGUUGAUAUCAAACAAGGCCGUGUAUUAUAUAGCCAUAGUGGCAAACAUCCUUCUGAGACUUGUAUGGAUGCAGCUGGUUCUGAAUUUAAAGGAAACAGCAUUUCUACAUAAGAAUGCCAUGGUUGCAGUUGUCGCCUGCUUGGAGAUUCUACGCCGUGGCAUUUGGAACUUCUUCAGGUUGGAGAACGAACACUACAACAAUGUCGGAAAGUAUCGUGCAUUCAAAUCUGUACCCCUGCCAUUUCACUACGAAGAUGAAAAGAUUUUGUGAGACAAUGUAAGUUAUUUCCAAAGAUGUAAUCUGUAGCCUUUAAACGAUAAACUUGCAAUACUGUCAAGAAGUUACAGUCUUCCGGCUGAUUUUGGCACUACCUAUUUCCCACGUAGUCCUGUAUUUUAGAAGCUAUUCAGAGGAUAUAUGUAACAUCCAAAAUACAACAUUUACAGUUUAUUCUUAGCAUUAGAUGAUGUAAGUUAUUUUCAAAGAUGUAAUCUGUAGCCUUUGAACAUAAACAUGCAAUUCUGUCAAGAAGUUACAAUCUUGUGGUAGAUUUCCCA